CGUAUUUUCAUCCUCCUCACCUUUCAUACACAAUCUCUUACUUAUUUACCAUCUCGCUCGAACAAAGACUAUGCUGAAAAGAAAAACACACCGGUGCUUGAUCAUUUUCUUGCUAUUUGUGUGUUAUUUUACCGUGUUGUGUAAUGCUUGGAACAAUCCUCCCCCUCAGAAUGAUACUACUAACGACAUUACCGACGCCGACGACCAUCAUCAACAUCAUCGUCCUAACCAUCACCAUACCCCAGAAAAGCCGCAACAAGAAAAACAACAUCAGAUCAACGAUGAUAAACGAUAUGAUGAACCCUACGACGGUCCAGGAAUUCCUGCUCAUAUGGGCGUUGCAGCUGCGUUUCUCAUGGCAUUUGGCGUCUAUUUGAUGGCCGCCGGAUUUCGCUACUUUACUAUAACUAUGGGAAUGGUUGGAUUUAUCACUGGAGCUACUAUUACCUGGGUCUUGCUUACGGCAGCGGAACCGAUAGGUAAACCCUAUCCUCAUGCGAGCAUUGUCUUUUCAUUUGGAUGUUACGGCGCCGGGUUCUUGUUUGCUGGAGUAGCCAUGUAUUUCUGGAAAGUAACACUCUAUGGGCUUGGCUUGAUAGGCGGCUAUAUUUUGGCCAUGUAUUUCUGGACAUGGGGCGAUGGACUGCUUAUCCAAAACGUAUACGCACGUCAUUUCGCAUCGCUAGGUUUUGGUCUUGCUGGUAUAAUCGCGCUGCUCUUGGUUGAAUUUGCUGCUGUGUGUAUCCUUACUUCGUUCCUAGGCGCCUAUCUUUUCAUGCUGGGUCUGGAUCUUGUCGUGCAUACCUAUAUGGUUAAUGGACCCCGUGCCAUGCUUGACGCUAUCCAUCAUAUCAAUUACAAAACCACUCCCCGUAUUUAUGCUAUGCUUUCCGGUGUGCUUGGAUUAUGGAUUGUCAGUACCUUAUGUCAACUCAUUCUUAAUCGUGGAAACCGAUUUGGCUUACAUCUUGUUAUUGAUGAAGCGAAUAAGAAAUAAAAGCAGAUACAGUACAUACUGUAUGUCCCCCAG
Messenger RNA from Zychaea mexicana, 1030 nucleotides. RefSeq lists its product as uncharacterized. The coding region runs from base 71 to 997 and encodes 308 amino acids. Gene Ontology annotation, cellular component: plasma membrane. NCBI's taxonomy places the organism in Eukaryota, Fungi, Mucoromycota, Mucoromycetes, Mucorales, Lichtheimiaceae. The transcript has 4 exons. The record is from RefSeq and is a predicted model, not a curated record.